Messenger RNA from Pseudovirgaria hyperparasitica, 1604 nucleotides. RefSeq lists its product as uncharacterized. NCBI's taxonomy places the organism in Eukaryota, Fungi, Ascomycota, Dothideomycetes, Acrospermales, Acrospermaceae. The transcript is spliced from 3 exons. Bases 65 to 1534 code for a protein of 489 amino acids. The record is from RefSeq and is a predicted model, not a curated record.
GAUCGACUAUGUGUUGUUCUCUGGACCACAGAAGAGUGCCUCUCUCGAUAACCUUCCAACCCUCAUGGGUGUCCUUCUCCCACAACCUGAUAGGGUACAACUCAGCUACAAGUACCAUCUAGAUGGGUCGCCCGUGUUGGGACCACAGGGAAAACAUCUCAAGGAAAUCCCGUUUCUUCCAGAUUUUAUCCCUUAUGAUGCUGUCAUCAGCAACAACGGAGACUGGCAAGUUGCGCUCACUGCCGCUUUUGGUAUCAAGUUGCACCAUAUCAUCGAACGUGUCCCUCCUACGGAAGAGUUUGCCAGACUCGGCGAAGCUGGCCCUGCUCUGUUCUACAGCCAACUUCCACGCCGUCUCAGUAACCGUGCAUCUCGCAUCCGCUCUAAGAUCGGUGGUCUAGGACCCAUCAGUCGACGUCGCAAGCUUGCAGAUGGUAGCGGUAGACAAGGGCCCUGCCCGCAAGACAAGAACAUUGUCGGACGCUCUCUCAGCGGCCUCAAUCUCCUCCACAACGUCGUUUGGCCCAUCCACUACGACACUGUUAGCAAGAUCUGGUACAUGCGCCAGCCGGGCAGUGCUGUGCAUAUCCGCCACCUGCUGCCUCGCCCACAACCGCUGCCGGAACGUGUGAUGCAGACCCUCGAGGCGAUAGGCUGGGAGCGCAAAAGGAUGCCACAAAUGCACCAUCUAGAGAGGCUGCAGAAGCAGUUUAUCGAUAACAUUCUCCCCGACGGUACCUCCACACUUGGCUGCACUAACUACUUUGAGCAACCAAAACCCAAGGACCCGCGUAAUCGUAAGAAGCGUGCUAGUGGAGUUCGGACGCUGAAUGAUGGCCGUCGUGUCAAGAGAACUAAGACUGGAGUGCUCAAGUAUAUCGCAAAGGACGACGAUGGCAUGGGAGAUGACACCGAGGACGAGAGUGAUGACGAAGGCGAGGACGAGGACGAGUAUGAGGACUAUCAGAGUGAGGAGGAAAUUGAAGACGAAAUUGAAGACGAAAUCGAGGAUGACAUCGAGGAGGAAAUUGAUGAAGUAGUCGAGGAAGAAGCCAACGAAGAGGUCAAUGAGGAGAUCGAAGAGGAUAUUGAAGAGGACAUUGAAGAGGAAGGCGAAGAGAAAAUCGAAGAGGACAUGGAAGGGGAAGUGGAGGAGAGAAUCAGCGAGGCCAUCAAACAAGAGCCCACAGACAGCACCGCCGAGAACGACACCCAAGGUGAGAUCAAGCAUGAAACCGAGCCAGAAAUCGAACGUGAAGUCGAGGAAGAAUCAGAGCAUAAAUUCGAGCCUUGCACCCCAUCCAACCCCAAGCAAGAAAUGAUGCAGGAAAUGGCUGACGAAGACACCGCCCAUUCCCCAAUCACCGAGGUCGACGACGAAAUGUACGAGCUCGAAGAAGGAGAGAUAUUGGAAUCUACUCCUGAGGCUGAAAUCCAUCGCCACCGUCACCACCGCAACUACCACCACUACCGCCGUGUAGGAGGCUUAGAUUACGACGAGGACGAACACUGGCAGUUGCGUGGGCCAGAGUAGACGCUCUGUCCUGCCCCUGAAUACGGAUGGAUGUCAAGCGAUUAUUCCAAGCGAUGGAGUGGCUAUGUGG